CAUAUGAUGAGAUGUUUGUUAAGUGACUAGCUGGAUAUUUCCGCAAAUUAUUCAAAGUGCUCUUCGCCCUGCGCUUUGACCGAUCAUCCUUUUACACUUAACAUGUUUUGGAAUCCACGACUCCUCUUUAACUCAAGCGGAUAAAAGUUUACACCAAAGAAAAGGUAGGUAACGAGAAGUUCAUUUGCACUGAAGUUAGAAAUAUUUGCAGGUGUUUUUUAAGCAGUUAUGAAUUCAUAGGCCUCGCCUAUCAACCGGCGAUAUUAAGUGCAGGACAAAAUUCAUUCCUCUCGAAUAGGUUACCGGCUAAGAUUGGCGAAAAUCACGCAUUUUUACACAAGAGAUUCAUGUAAAAUAAAACCAUCAAAACCAUAUUCUGUAUUUACCUUACAGAGGCAAAUCCAUUUUUAUUAUACAAGAAACUCGCAGGAAUUUCGUUUGCGUCUCUUUUGGACUACCAUCAAACAAUUUUGCGUCGUUUGUGAAAGAACUAAUUUUAAACAUUUUCCGCACCGAGAUCGCCAACUCAUCUUCUCCAGUUUCCGUUAAAAAGCAUUUUAGGCGUUUAUUAUAGUGUUCUUAGAUAAAUAUAUGGAAGUCAUGAUUAUUGUCGCAGCUUGCAGAAACCUGAUUUGUUCAGUGCACGACAGGUUUGAGCGAAGUGGUAAAAAACGUGCAAUUCCCUUUUCAAAAACAAGUAGCACGUUUUGGGCGAUCCCGCACCUAUUUGAAAGAUUGUUUUUUAUUCACGUUUUGUUGUCCGUUUGACAGUGGCUCAAGAUCUAACUUCCGCACAGGUCGUCUAAACAUCAAUUACUGUCCCGCUCACUCCUACACUACUUCCCUAACACAAGGCAAAACAAUAAGCUCAAACUGAAAAAAAGAAAGAACAAAAUUAAAACUCCAAUCGAGCACGCCUCCCGGAUAUCGAACACCAAAGGACCAACUUAUUUCCAGUUCCUUAAGCUUAAUUAUUCAAAUUUGCCAGGUGUAUUUGUACAACAGGAAAUAGUGGAAGAACUUCCCCUGUUUACAAGUUGUUAGAGAACAAUAUUUCGCAUUACCAGUGUUCAUAACCUUAAUUUGCGAUUUUGUGUUCGUAGGAAAUCAAUGACAAUAGCCCUUAUGCGUGUCAACGUCAGACUUGCAAAAUUCAAUUUCGAAACUCUAAAUCUGCCAAGUUUCACUAAAGAUGAAUUUCUAUGACAGUUAAUCAGGUGGUUAAUUGUUUUGAAAACCUCACAUGCUCUAACUGAGUGCAAAUGCGAACAAUUUUGUUCACCAUCGAGGCUUGUGGAAACAUUUUCUCGGUUGACGUAAACAGGCAGAAGGACAAUUAGGCAGUAAUUGUUAUUGAACGGAGAAAAACAAUUAUUAAAGCAAUUUUAAUCGCUGAAAAUUCACCGAAACAUUACUGAGGUCAACGAAAAUCAAGGAAAACUUUAAGAGACAAUUUCGGGGGAAAUUGAAGAACUAACCUACAACGUAGCUAAACUCAAUGUAAAUCGGUACAAGAAAGCCAAUACUGCCGGGAGAUAAGGAGUCCCAAUAUCUGCGGCAUCAAGCAGCGAGCCGCCGAGGUAAAAUAUCCCGAGGUGAUUAUUUUUAGUUUCGGUCACAUUAGAUAUCAUAGAUGCAUGAGUACAUCUUCCAUUAAUAUACAGUUCCAUUUAACGUAUCGAGGACCUGAGUUUGUGCUUAUAAAAUCAAGCCUUAAGUAAAUAAGAUAAGCAUAUAAGAGGGUAAUAUCAUUAUGUCUUAAUAAUUGUACCGCGACAAACUCAUAAGGGGUUGACAUAUCAUAUAUAACAGAUUUAUGUUCUGAGGAAGGUUGUGAUAUGACUAUAUUGGACUCUAGAGUGAUUUAAUCUUCAGCAACACUUUGAACUGAAAACCGUAUUUUACGAUAUUUACGGACUGAUUCUUAUGAAUUUUUAUCGCUUACUCUUUAAUUAAUAUUGCCAGUUACAUGAAAUCCUUUAUUAUCAAAAUUGAGUGGAAGUUCAUAGAAAGCUUUAACAAAAUUAUUUCAUCAGUAAUUAAUAAGUAAUUGCAUUUAUUUCACAGGGUGACUUCAGACCAACUCAAACUGAAGCCUGAAAGUUAAUGUUUCUAGCCAGCACAUCCUAAAUGAAUCAGUGCCUGCAUCUUACGAAGUCUUCAUUAAUCAUGCUGUAUGAGCAUCCGGGCUUCGGCUUAUUUUACGGUGUUGCCUGUAUAGCAUUAUCGCUUAUAGCGAUUAUUGGAAAUUCGAUCGUCUUCUAUGCGUUUUGGAUUUCGAAGUCACUGAACCAUACAUCACAGAUGUCAAGAAUGCUUCUUCUUAGCCUCGCCGCUUCUGAUCUCGGCGUGGGCUUGUUUGUUUUACCCCUUCAUGCGGCCCUGAUGUUGCAAAUGCUGGGACUCGUGAGCAGUAAUGACAGUUUACACGACCAAAAUAUGACGAAAACAUGCCCUCUCUUCAAGGCGGCCAUAUUCGUUUCCAUUUUCUUCAGUGGAGCUUUACUUUUAACAAUUGGAGCCAUUGCAAUAGACAAAUAUCUUUCCCUGUACCUGCAUUUAAAAUACACUCAAUUAGUGACUUCAGCGAGAAUUCGUUUCGCAGUGUCUGCUGUCUGGACGAUAUCAUUCUUACUCGCCACACUAGAGACAUUAAUGGGAUUAAAUGUUAUAAUCAACACCUCCGGAAUGGUGUUGGUUAUUUUUAUAGCCUCGAUCGCUUAUUGGAAAAUUUAUACCAUUGCUCUUCAUCAUCAGAAUCAAAUUUGUGUUCAGGACGGUCAACAGAAUCAAAUUUGUCGAUUAACUCAUUUUUCGCGCGCCAAGAGGAUGGCAAUGAAAACGUCUUCCCUUUUUUUUGUAUUGGUAAUCUGUGAUGCACCUUCGAUAGUGAUAUGCCCUAUGUUUGAAUAUUCAAAGACUCCUUCCACCUUGUUAACGUUGUUUUUUUAUGUGUCAUCGUUUCUUUUUAUUUCUAAUACCUGUCUAAAUCCACUCGUGAUUUGCUGGAAAAUUCGGGAGGUCCGCGAAAUUUUUGCAAAUGUUUUCAAACACGUGUUUUCAAAAUGUAUUCCUUCAGGUAAUCAAUGAGAGACUGAUUUUAAAUUCAAACAGCUGUCAAUGUUCGCUUGUAGCUAUAAUCAAAACUGCAUUUUUAGAAA
This is a messenger RNA of Porites lobata, 3161 nucleotides long. Lineage: Eukaryota; Metazoa; Cnidaria; Anthozoa; Scleractinia; Poritidae. The record is from the annotation of a GenBank genome assembly.